AAGCAGAGAACCGUGGAGAAAAAAAGGUUACUCUUUCUAUUCGUUUCAGUUUCGGGAACGAAGAAGCCAUAGCCAUGUCUAGGGAAGCUUACGCUCCACGAAACCCAAAUGAGAUCCACACCGACGUUCUCUCUAAAGCCAGGAAAGCGUGCUAUAAGGCUCGGGACUCUUUCUAUGCGUGUUUGGAGGAGGAAUCGGAGAAGAAGCCCACUGAAAUAGCCUCAGUAGGGCUGUUGUACCCAUCGGAAUGCAAAGCUGCGAGGGCAGCGUUUGUAAAACUAUGCCGGUCUUCUUGGGUGAAUCAUUUUGAUAGACAGUACUGUAAGAACAGAAGGGUUAAUCGGCUUUUGGAUGAUAGAGAAUCGAGGAGAGGAUUGCAGCAAUAGGAGCAAAAACACUUGUUCUUGGAGGAUUUGAAGUGAAUGUUGUUGUUACUUGCCUCAUUAGGUGGGUUUAUUUAUUUUUGGCAGGGGUAUGAGUAUGAGGCUUCACUUGGCCCCUGAUCAGGCAGUGGAAGUAAAUUAUUGGAUUAAUGUGCAUGCCCAAUUCAAGUCCGAGAAAGAGCUUGUAGAAUUUGAGAACUGUGUCUUCAUUAAUGUUCGUUAUGUUAUGGUUUUAAGAACUAAGUGACCCUAAACAAAGAGUGUAAUUUGAAGCUGGCACAGUGUGAGCUGUCGCAUAAAGAAUGAAAAUGUUAUAUCUUCAUAUCUUUUUUCCUAAUUACUCAAAGGGGAAAAAGAAAAAGAAAGAAAGGUCUUCUUAGAGCUCUA
Messenger RNA from Humulus lupulus (European hop), 770 nucleotides. RefSeq lists its product as uncharacterized. The coding region runs from base 75 to 386 and encodes 103 amino acids. NCBI's taxonomy places the organism in Eukaryota, Viridiplantae, Streptophyta, Magnoliopsida, Rosales, Cannabaceae. Gene Ontology annotation, cellular component: respiratory chain complex IV; mitochondrion. The record is from RefSeq and is a predicted model, not a curated record. The transcript has 4 exons.